Molecule: messenger RNA, 12856 nt
Organism: Myxocyprinus asiaticus (Chinese sucker)
Lineage: Eukaryota; Metazoa; Chordata; Actinopteri; Cypriniformes; Catostomidae
Product: disks large homolog 5-like
Exons: 33
Coding region: 3298-8796 (1832 amino acids)
Biological process (GO): regulation of apoptotic process
Molecular function (GO): protein binding
Source: RefSeq, a predicted model, not a curated record
UGGGGGCAAAUACUUUUUCACAGCACUGUAUAUACAGUACAUAUAUGCGUCACUCUUUCAAAUUUCAUAUAUUUUUGUGGGUAUUUCUUAAUAUUUCACACAGGGAAAAUUGAUUAGAAACUUAGUACAGCACAAUAAAUGGAUGUGAUUGAGGUAGCCUGUACGAUUUGUUAAACUUCAGUGUUAGGAGAACAAGCAUUUCGUUCGGCCGAUCAUACCCAUGAUAAGAGCAGCACAAGCAUAGGUGGACGCGUGCACACCACCAAUGACUUUGUAGCUUGGUGUCGCUAAGCUCUGCGAUCUAUGUAGCUAGUGGGCGUUCCUACUGUUUGUCGCUGUAACGUUAUUGGAGGACUGGCCAUAGCUUUUGAAAAUAUGAUCUUGGAUGAGACCUAACACUGGUAAAAUUAAGAUAUAAUUACAAUCUGACAAGGAAUCAGUUCUCUUGUCUCUACAAAUGUACAUUCUGCGGUAUAGAGUGUUCUAUAAAACAUGCAGCAGUGUUCAGUGCAUUAAAUCAUUAACAAGACGAUCAAUCUAUCAUGAAUGAAUGAAUCAUUUGCAUUAAGUUGACAUUUUCUCAACUUGUCGCUCUCCACGGCGAUCUCUGUCGCCAACUGCCGCGACAGCUCGUGUAGCUGGAAGUCGCUAUGCUCUCAUUGAAAAUGAAUGGGAUCAUGUCGCUGAAUGGGGGCGAUGAGAACGGGGACAUGAAUUACUUUGCCACGUUUUGCUGUGUUUUUAGACAUGUUAAAGAACUUCAACUUUUAAAAACGCAUCUCGAGACACCUGCGUUCUGCCUUAUUCAUUGCUCUGGUUUUUUUUUAGUGCAAGAACGCAUUUGGUCUAAACCAGGGUCAUGACAAGGGCUUAGGCCAAAAAUGCCACUGAAGGUGACAAAAAGGACCCCGAAAUUAAAAAUGCAGGGGCAAAAACAAAUGCCACUUAUGAUUUCCAUUUUUUUAUUUGUAACAUCGGAUAGGCCUAUAUUUCUUUUUCUAUUCUAGACCUAAUAUGUAGGUGUAACAAUUAAGGAAAGCAAACACACGCACUGCUUUUCAGCCAGCUGCGUCAAAUUAUAAAAACACCCAAACACGCAGACAAGCUUCGUGCAUCUCUCUCCUGUCUGCCGCUGUCUCUUCUCCUUAAAUAAUCCCUCCUCCCCUGGCUCUGCACAGACGCCGCUCGGCUCCGCCCUGCUCACCACAGUAGGCCCAUGUAUCACGUGAAAUUAUUCGAUGUUCAUUUAAAUUUAUAGGUAAUUGCUUAUCUGGUUAUUCAGGCUGAAUAUUUGACAUAUUUGAAGGAAUUGAUUAAUUUUAGGGAUGCUACAAUAUGGAAUUUCUGAGCCGAUACCGAUAAUUCACAGGUCAUUGUGACUGAUAACUGAUAAUUAUUAUUUUUAUUUUUUUGGGAUUUUUCCCCUUUUUCUCCCAAUUUGGAAUGCCCAAUUCCCAAUGUGCUUUUGAGUCCUUGUGGUCGCGUAGUGAUUCGCCUCAGUCCGGGUGGAUGAAUCCCAGUUGCCUCCGCGUCUGAGACCGUCAACCCGCGCAUCUUAUCACGUGGCUUGUUGAGCGCGUUGCCACGGAGACAUAGCACGUAUGGAGGCUUCACGCCAUCCACCGCGGCAACCACGCUCAACUCACCACGCGCCCCACCGAGAACGAACCACAUUAUAGCGACCACAAGGAGUUUACCCCAUGUGACUCUACCCUCCCUAGCAACCUGGCCAAUUUGGUUGCUUAGGAGACCUGGCUGGAGUCACUCAGCACGCCCUGGGAUUCGAACUAGCGAGCUAGCGAACUCCAGGGGUGGUAGCCAGCGUAUUUACCACUGAGCUACCCAGGCCCCCAAUUUUUAAUCUUCUUAAUAGUCAGUAGUCAAAGAGUCAAUUGUUUGUGGUUAUCAACAUUAUUCCACAGUUGCUGUUGAUUGAUCUUUACUUGUAUUGAUUACCGGAACAUACUAACAGGCCUCAUUUUCUUUGAACAAAUUGGGAAUAUGAUUCUCGGACAUGUUUUCAGAGGAUUCACCUAUUUUCUGGUUUGUAAUGCACUGGAUGUGGUCACAUAUAUCGUCCAGACAGAUCGUGAGCUGUUCAGUUGAUAUGUAUACUUUAUAGUAAACAUGUAUGAGCCAGUGCUGAAGCUCUGUGUGAGCUCUUGUGUAAAUCUGCUAAGCGUAACAUCGUACAGUAAAUGUGUUACAGAUGUUUCUAAGUAUCCUGCAGCCAAAAAAACUCAUCAGACAUGCAGGGAUUUAGCCAAAAGCCAGAAAUAGCUGCUGUCUAUAAAAUAAUGCAGCUUAAAGUAGGAUCACAUAACAUUACUUAGAAAGCCAUUAAAUCCAUGUAAAUGGAAUCUGCCAUAAUGACAUAAAAUGCUGGUUUGUGUGUUAAUACUACAGCACCAUUGAAACUGGACCAGACAAAGUGAUAUUAGCAGGCAUUUAGGGUCUGUCUGUUAAAUGGAGCAUUGCUGAUCAAUUAGACAAUUUAGAGACGUAUGAUGGUCGUCAAUACAAACUUUAGCGGGGGGGUGUUGGGUUUGUUUAGUUUGAAUCAUCACAUGGUCUCUGAUGUGUCUCAUAGCUGUGGGCUGUUUUCAGUAAUGCCUCGAUAAAAAAAUAGGGUACUGAAUGAUUGUGUUCAUAGUAUACCAGCUGGCCACCUUUUAAUCACACUCGUCGGAGUCUGUUUGAUUCAGACACGGAAAUCGAUUUAUAAUCAUGCUCAUUGGAGUCUGUUGGAUUCAGACUCCUAGAACUUGAUUUCGAAUCGUGCUUGUUGAAGUCCGGAUAGAUUAAGGGUGUGUUCACACUUGUAGUUCGGUUCUCUUGGUCCUCUUGGUCCGGACCAAAAAAGAAAAUGUUACAUUUAGUCCUGGUUCGCUUAGCGUUCACACUGGCAUUUUUAAUACCGAACCUAACGAUACAAAACCAAAGGCAUCAGGAAAAAGUCACAACCUGAUUGGACAGCUUUUAUGACGUAUAUUUUUUGACGGAACUUGCCGAUCAUCCAAAACAAUGCUGGCUGCUGGGCGACAUGUGCUCGUUGGAUUUAUAUAUGUAUAUAUGGUGGUAUUUUUACCAGCUGAGAACAAACGAAGAGCUAAUAAAAUGUGUAAAGGAGUCAAAACAGCACCAGGAAUUCCUCCGUUGCACACACAAAUGAAGAUAUGCUGCAAGGACGGCUGGCGGCAGUUCCGACGCCUGUAACGAACUGUAAUGGCACACAUAGCUCCUAUGAUGAGAAGAACCAGGUAUGCUUGAGGUUCCACGUACAGCGUUCUAUCAGCGAUGCCGUCUGACUCUGAGAGCAGUAGUUCCCUCAACAGUGUCGCAUCCUCCCCUCCUCCUGCACACCUGGACAAGCAUGUGAUGAGCGAGAAGCUGGAGACGGUGAUUUUCCAACUCAGACAGGUGACCCGGGAACGAGACGACCUGCGCAAAAGACUGGCCCUCUCUUCACCCGGCACCACCUUUGACGACUGCAGGCCUAGUGUGAAGUCGGGUCACGAUUAUGAGCGUCUGAAGCUUCAGUGUAUGAAGGCCAUGUCUGAUCUACAGUCUCUUCAGAACCAACACACCAAAACUCUGAAGAGAUGCGAGGAGGCCGUGAGAGACGCCGACUACUAUCAUACUCUGCAUGGGCGUGUGGUUGCUGAACAGACUCAGCUGCGAGAGGAGAUGGGGGUCGUGAAACAGAACUACUCGCAGCUCCUGCAACAGCACUCACAGCUGCAGCAAACCUGCGAUGAGCUGCGCCAUAUUCAUGACAGCGACCAAAGAGAGGUGUCAGACAUGCGCUUGCAACAGCAACAGGUCAUGCGAGAGAACGGCUCAUCUGACUUGCUCAAUAAACUCUAUGACACGACCUUAAACAAACUGGAGGGCAUAAAGAAAGAGUAUGACACCCUGAGAAAACGCUACAACGAAAAGAUGGUGAGUCAUAACGCAGACCUGAGCCGUCUGGAGCAGACAGAGGAGGAGAACAGACGUCUGCAGAAACAGCUGGAUGUUCUGCUGAAACAAAGAGACUCUGCACUGCAUUACCAGCAGCAAUACAGCAGCUCAGUCAGGAGGUUUGAGAGUCUCCAGCAGGAGUUGAAUAAGAUUUCUGCUCAGAACGAUGAGCUACAGAGAGAGACGGAUCGUCUUCAGAUGGAGAACACACGCUAUAAGACCCUGCAGCUGAAGGCCGUGAAAGAUGCAGAGAAACUGAAGGAAGAGAGAGACUCCGUGUUAAACGAGUACAGACUGAUCAUGAGCGAAAGAGAUCAGGUCAUUAAAGAGGUGGAUAAACUACAGACGGGGCUGGACGCCGCUGAGGCCAAACUCAAGAACACGUCCAGUGAGAGAAGAGUCGCCAGCGAAGAGAUUGAAGCGCUAAGACAGGAACUGAACACUUUUCUGGUGGAUCGGGACAGGGCGAUCCGUGAGAAGACAGAACUGCUGGAGAAAUACUGUCAUGAGGUUCAGGAUAAGGCUGAGACACAGAAAGAGCUGAGCCAGGCCUGCAAGGACAUAGAGAUGGUGCGAGAGGAGCGGGACGUGGCCCGUAAAGAGAGAACAGAAGCCAUUAUACAGAGAGACCAGCUCCUGAGAGAGUAUUACCAGGCCAGACAGAAGCAGGACAGUGCGACUCUGGACAUGGAGCGUGUCAGUAAAGAGCUCGAAGUAUUGAGGAAGCAGUGUGAGGCCGUGUCUGAGGAGCUGCAGGAGGCUGUGCAGGAGGCCGAAGUGGCCAAAUGCCGCAGAGACUGGGCCUUCCAGGAGAGAGACAAGAUCGUCGCAGAGAGAGAGAGUAUACGGACGUUGUGUGAUAACCUGCGGCGUGAGAGAGACCGAGCUGUGAGCGAUCUUGCUGAUGCGUUGCGUAACCUUGACGACCUGCGCAAACAGAAGAAUGACGCAGUGAGAGAAUUGAAGGAGCUCAAGGAGUGCAUGGAGGAGCAGUUGGAGAAGGAGGCACGGUUUCGUCAGUUGAUGGCGCACAAUUCUCACGACUCUGCUAUAGAUACCGAUUCUCUGGAGUGGGAAACUGAGACGGUGGAAAUUGAGAGAAGUACAGACGACAUGGAUUUGAGCGCUUUGGGGUUUGAUAUUGCUGAGGGAGUGAGCGACCCAUAUUUACCAGGAGAUUAUGGAAUAUUUGUGAGCAAGGUGGACAAAGGAAGUAUUGCAGAGGGCAGGUUAAGAGUGAAUGAUUGGUUGUUGAAGAUAAACGAUGUGGAUCUGGCCAAUAAAGACAGAAAGGGGGUGAUAAAGGCCGUGUUCAGUGGGGGCGGAGUCAUCAACAUGGUGGUGCGCAGGAGGAAGUCUCUGGGAGGACGUACGGUCACCUCUGUUCAUCUUACACUGGCUGGUCACAAAGAUUGUGGUGUUGGGUUGGAGAGUGGUGUGUUUGUAUUGUCUAUUUCUCCAGGCAGUCCUGCAGCCAGAGAUGCAUCUGUGUGUCCGGGGGAUCGGCUUCUCAAUAUAAAUGGAAUUUCAGUUGAUAAUAAGUCAGUAAGUGAAUGUGAGAAUCUUCUGCGGAGCUGCAGAGAAUCGGUUUCUCUUUCCAUCCUAAAGUUCUUUCCUCAGAGUUUGUCGGGUCAGAGUAUCGCUGAGAGCCCACGUGACUGCGAGAGGAACUCCAACGGGAAGUCGACAGACCAUCUACAGCCCUGCAGGAAACAGCCAAUCAACAGCCACGCCACUCAUAAAGACAUGUACAGUCCCACCCACGACAUCGAUGGUGAGCGCAGCCAACGUUUGCCGCUGUAUUGCCCAGAACCUUAUCACGAGAUCUGCUGUCCGCAUCCAAACCCUAAACGACCCCUGACCUGUCAACCUGUUGCCCCCGGUGACUGUAUCACAGCAGAGGUGGGUCAGGACUGGAGAUGUGUCCCACAGAAGCAAAGUGGCGGCACUUGGCCCAAAAUGAUGGCUGUUGCAAUGACGACUGCCGAUAGUGUACCUCCGCUCUCUAUUUUUAAGACUCGAACGAAGCGGAAGUCGAUAUUUGACGCAGAUACGUUUAAACGGCCAGAAACGCCAUCCAAACUGGACUAUGUCAGUUUGUCUCAUAUGCCCAAACAUUCCCCACAGGGCUCCUGGUCAGAGGGGGUGCCACAAAUACCACCCGAUCCACCCAAACGCAGCGAUUCUUUCAAAUUCAAACACAAAGCGCAGGGAAGCUCCGCCUCCGAUUCAACCAUCACCACAGGCUCUCCCCCAGCCACACCCAUUCAGACCACACCCUGCCUCAGUCCAGGAGAUAAUGCCAAUCCUGAUGCUGAAGGUCAGGACCAGAGUGGGAAUGUUAAUCAGAGAGGGGGGUCUGGUGGGCCGUUUACAGAGGAAUCGCCUGGAUUGGGUGCAGAUGAACUGGAGAUGAGGAGAGGAAGACCGAACUCUGCACCUGCCCAGCGCCGCAUUCUUACGCCCUUGAAGAUGCCCUUUCCACAGAGCUUCUCUCAUGAUGAACAUUCUCCUGAGCCUGUGGAUCUGGUUCGCUUCUCCCCUUUCCGUUCAAAUCGUCAUAGUACAGGCUUCUCACCUGGACAACCACAUGCCACUUCAAGAACUCUGUCUCCAUACCCUGCUGUCACUGCGGUGAUGAGAAACCCAGUGUACACAGCCUGGAGUCACGGUGUCAAAACCACUAACUCACCAUCUGCUCCAGUACAAACAUACACUCAAGUCAGUCCACAGCAUCAGGGACGCUGGAGUGUGGAUCUCAACCACAAACGUCCUGGUGAACUCUUCGACAGUUCCCGUGGAUCAGUACAUAAUACCAACUCCCUGCCUUCCACCGCGAGACAAGGUUUGUCUCGGUAUCAGGAGCAGCGCAUUAAGAUCCCCACCACGCCUCGCUACGCCCGGUCCGUUCAGGGCUCAGACAGAGGAUCUCUGUCUCACUCUGACUGCAGCAGCCCCAGUCUUGUAACUCCACCCCUCUCUCCUCUGGACGCCACCUACUUCACCGGCAGCCAAUCACAGGGCUCCAUCUCCACCCAGACCAGGCUGUCAGUCAGCCCUGUGCCUUUAGGAGACAGAAGAAGAGACAGGUCGUACAUAGAGGAGCCACGAUGUGUCACUAUCCCCAAAGGGGCGGAGCCUUUGGGAAUUUCCAUUGUGGGCGGGGAGAAUGGAGGCAUUUUUGUUUCUAAGGUAACGGGGGGAAGCAUUGCUCAACAGCACCACCUGGAGUUUGGAGAUCAGCUCCUCGAGUUUAAUGGUGUUAAUCUGAGGAAUGCCACAGAGCAGCUGGCGAGACUUAUCAUUGGCCAGCAGUGUGACACCAUCACUAUACUGGCACAAUACAACCCACACAUGUACCAGCUGGGCAAUCACUCUCGCUCGAGCUCCCAUAUGGAAUCAUCCAUAAGCUCUCACUCGACACCCGGAACACCCGACACACACUCCAACGUAGAUGCACUCAGUGAACAUGACGAACGCAACAUGACCCCGCUCUCCAAACUGGCCACGCCCACAUCCAGCCCUCACAGUGUCGUCAGGGACCGGAGUGAGGGCGGGAAACAGGCGGAGCCGAGGCAGUUGGUGCUGAAGAAGACUCAGGUGGAUCUGGGCUUGAAGCUCUGUGGUGGAAAUCUGACAGGUGUUUUUGUGGAGAGUCUGGAGGAGGACAGUCCUGCUAGAGGAGCUGAUGGUCUGCAGCCUGGAGACGUCAUAUUGGAGUGUAACUCCGUAAAUUUGAAGAAUAAAACCGCUGAGGAGGUUUAUCUGGAGGUCCUGAAACCAGCAGAGACUGUCACCCUCAGAGUCCAGAACCGACCCGAACACUUCAGGAGGAUUAAAGACACACCUGGAGAUGGAUUCUACAUCAGGGCAUUAUUCGACCAUGUUGGUGAGCUGGAGCACGAGUUGAGUUUUAAGAAGGAUGAUAUUCUCUACGUGGAUGACACACUGCCCAGGGGAAAUUUCGGCUACUGGUUGGCAUGGCAACUGGACGAGAACGCACAGAAACUGGUGCACGGACACGUGCCCAGCAAGUGCAUGAUUGACCAAGACUCGCAGCGGCGAUUCAGCGUCACUGACAGUAAAGAUGACAGCAGUUCUGGUAAAACUCUCUCAGCCGCGGCACGUCGGUCGUUCUUUCGUCGUAAACUCAAACACAAGCGCAACAGCUCCAAAGAUGGCCGUGAUGCCCCUGCGUCCGACGCCAUCAGCACGGAUUCCAUGCCAUACAUGGAGGACUGUUUAAGUGUGGCCUAUCAGCGUGUACAGAAAGUGGAAUCAGCCAAUCGUAGGCCGGUGUUGAUACUGGGACCUCUGGUGGAGCCAAUCAAAGACAUGCUGCUUAGAGAGGCACCUGGGAAAUACUGCCGCUGUUUACCUGAGGGAAUGAAGGCGACCCAGCAGGCGAUUGAGCGAGGGGUCAAAGACUGUCUCUUCAUCGAUUACAAGCGGCGGAGCGGACACUUUGAUGUGAUCACAGUGGCGUCCGUUAAGGAAAUUACAGAGAAGGAUUGUCAUUGUCUGCUCGACAUCGCACCACACGCCAUCGAGCGCCUGCACGUCGUAAACAUUUACCCCAUCGUUAUUUUCAUACGAUACAAAAAUGCCAAGCAGAUCAAGGAGCAGAAAGACCCCGUGUAUUUGCGAGAUAAAGUGUCACAGAAACAUUCCAAAGAGCAGUUUGAAUCAGCGCAGAGGAUCGAACAAGACUACAGCAAAUACUUUACAGGUGUCGUUCAGGGUGGAAGUCUGUCCAGCAUAUGCACACAGAUCAUGGCGGUAGUGGACCAGGAACAGAACAAAGUUCUCUGGAUUCCUGACGGAACCACGUGAAUAAACUCACGACAAAAAUAAAACUGACUCUAGAACUGUCCACCACUAUUAAAGCAACCAGCAGACUCGCACGGUUACACUGUUACACAAACACUCCACAACUGCAGCUCUGAAACUCACUACAACACAACUAGGGCUGGGCGAUAUAGUGAAUAUUCAUGCAACAUUGUGAAUAUUGCAAUGAUCCAUGUGCGCUUUUUAUUUGGCCAUCAACUUUCUGAAAGACUAGUUUUGCGAACCGCGAGGUUUUAAUAAUAUCUUUCACUCAAACUUAUUUAACAAAGUCAGUCUAGAAUCAGUUUUAGAGUUUUUAUAACAAAUGGAUCUUUGUCAGCGUAUAUAUGUAUUUAGUUGCUUUACAUAUCUUUAUUUGUUAACCUGGAUUUCGGUAUGAAAAUGUCUAUAGAAGCUGGAAUGGCGUUAAAAACAAACAUUCAAACGUAAGUAGCAAAAUCGCCGAGUUUGAUUCAUUUCUGUGAAUCAGUGCAAUUCUGAAUCAGUUCUGAAUUAUGAAUCAAUUCAUAACUGAUACAACGAUCAUCACUCGUCUAUGUUCUCUUUGUUGCAUUUUUCAUGUAUUAAAAUGUUUAGUAAAAUAUAUAUGUAGGUAAAUAUUGCUGUUUUUUACGUUGUAUUAUAACUGUAUAUUGAGGCAUAUAAAGAAAAUGAUUAAAUAUAACUUUCCCUUGUAUAUAUUUAGUGAAAAACAAUAUUUUAACUAGAUUUUUUUAUUUUAUUUUUUACUAUAUUUUACUUCUUGCAUUAAACAUUUUGAAUCUUGUGGCUAAAACUGGUCAUUCCAUGUGACCUCAACCAGAGGUCCUCAGCUUAAAAUUUUGUUUUGAUAAUAUUUUUUACUUGUGAAAGAAGUCCAAAAAUGGUGAUGAAAGCCAAAAUAUUGAAUGCCAUGGAUCAAUAUUUAGAGUGAUCCAUUAUUUUGUAGAGGUGGGUCAAAAUAAAUAUUUCCGUCUUAUGAUUUUCAUUUUAUUAUUUCAACAUUAUAUGUACUUCAGAUAUUUGUUUUGUUGGACAAGAAAAAGUAGCUUCAUACCAUGUGAUCAACAUUUAGUUUUUCGACCAUUGAAAAUAGCUAAAAAUUUAACAUCUUUCACGAAGAGCCACAUUGAGAGCUCCAUAUCUCUGGGAUUUAACCACAUAGGGCCUUAAGAAUGAAGAUACAAAAAUAAAAUUUUGUUCUGGAUCAGAAUCUAAAAGGAUAUUAACCUCUUAAACUCUGGUGCAUUUUUGGGCUGCCGACUGACAUUUUUUACACUCAAAUAUAAAAGCUCACCAUUUAUACAUACUGUGGACUAAUUGCCAAAAAAAAAAAAAUCAAAUUUUUUCAGACAAAAAACAAAACAAAAAAAAACACUCAUUUAUAAAUAAUAUUGUAUAUGUAUACAAUCGUACUUUUUUUUUCAAAUCUUUUUUGUUGUUGUCGUAACUUUGUAAGCAUGUAAUUCUGGUUCUGUUCACUCCUUCUAGAUGGCAGAAAGCACUAGAAAAAAUAUAUUUUUCUCUAUCACAUUCCAUCACAGUAUACAGAUCUGAAAUAUAGGUGGCGCUCUAACGCAUUUUAGCCCUCAUAGAUGUGCUCAUCCAUAGACAUUCAGUCUAAUUUUCAGUUCAAGCACCACCCUCAUUAUUUCAUUGAAUAUCUCGGCCUCUGAGUGGACUAGAAGCUCAAUCUAGGUUUUAUUAGAAAGCUGAGAUCACCAGUAAUUGAUAACAUAUUAUUCCGAUGAUUUGUUUUGCAUGCUUUUCCUGCGGAACCGCAUAUUUUGUUCCGGACAUCUAAGAUAUAACAUUCGAUUAUUAACAAAAGCAAGCUCACAGACAAGUAAACAAUGGCUCAUUUUUUUGAGAACUUCCUAAAGUAAAAGCAGAUAUAAAGUUUUUAGCUAUUUAGGGCUUACAGCAGCAGUGAUCGCCUCAUAAAACAGACGUUUGUAUUUGAUGACUUACAGAAAUCGUAUUUCACUUUGUGAUUCUUUUGAAAAUCUUUCGAACUGUGGUAUUAGGGCAACAUAAUAAACUAUACAGUCACAUUCCUGAGAGUGAGAGCUUUCAUUUGAUAUAUGACUUGCCUAUUUACAUGCUAAAGACUUUUUUAUUCAUAUUAAGGUUUUUUACCCAUUACCUCUAGGGGGCGCUAAUUUGCGACGCAAAUGUAUACUGGCCUUAUUUUGUUAUUUUAUGUAAUAUAAAUGCAAAAGUGAUGGCUAACUAUUAAAAGUGCAGAUUCUAAACUUUCAAAUGAUACAUCAUAUGCUUGACAUAUGAAUCCCGAGACUUGAACAUUAUAAGCGUAAAUUGUUUCGUGACAUAGCGCCCCCUUUUGGGGUUAUAGGUGCUUAAACUUUGGAAAAGUGUUUUUUUGUUUUUUUUGUGCCAUUUUUGGACUCCGAUCAUUUGCAUAUAAAGCAGGUGCUGAAGUCAUCUGAUUUUAGUAAUAGCGCUAUCUAUCUCCGUUCACAAAUAAAAUCAUGAUGCUGACACCUUUCUAACAUUGUUUUUGUCCUGUAGUUUAGCUCCAAAAUUGGCGAAAAUUUUCAUUUUGACCCCCUUGUACAAAAUAAUGGAUUACUCCGUAAAUACUGAUUCAUGUCAUUCAAUAUUUUGGCUUUAAUUAUCAUUUAUGUUUAUCUUUCUUCAGAAAAGUUUUAACAAAAAAUUUCAGCUGGGGAAGUUUCUGAAAUACGGUUAAUUGAUCAUGGAAUAACCCAAAAGUCACAACUUUUAAAGCCAUUUCAGAGCAAAUGUAUAAAUAUGGCGAGGUGUAUAUCGAAUAUCAUAUCAAGGCUGAACAAGUGUCAAUAUUACAUUUUUUUUUUUUAGCUAUAUUGCCCAGCUCUAAACACAACACACACACAUGAUAUGACCUCUCAGGGUGAUCAGCUGAACUGUUAGUAUGCUAGUAUGCAGUAUGUAGUAUGCAACGUGACCGAAAAAGCAAUAUAUCCCAUUCACUGUUUGAUCUGUUUGCUCUGUGGUAACUCUAAUUUAUGAGGGCUUUUAUGUAGUUUCUGUUUACAGGGAUGAUGUUUAUGAAGCAGCUUACUUGAAUGUUAAACUUCAUGUAUCUGAUCCAAUCAGCACACACUAAACCAAGUUAUCGGUGCAUUGUAGUUUGACACACACACUCGAUUUACACUCGACAUUAAAAAUACUGACUCUAAGUUUUUUUUUUUAACUGUUUGCUGCGUUAGAUGGUCCGUUCACCCCAAAAUGACAAUUCUGUCAUCAUUUACUCACAAGGAGAUAUUAGGCAGAGUUAAAGAACAGCAUGGACAUUCUGCCAAACAUCUCCUUUUUGAGUAAAUGAUGACACUUUGGGGGGAGGGGGGGGAAACUGUGCUUAAGCUUUAAUGUAGCAGUUCUUUGAUUUUAUUUUCCUUUAAGUGUAUUUUAUUAUUUAAAUGAUAAAUGCAAUAAUCUGCUGCAUGAUAACUUUACUAUAUGCUCUGAUUAUUUUUACUGUCCUGUUUCUUUUUAACUCUUAAUUUAAGUGCUAAAUACUUACUAUUAUUUACUAUAUCUCCUUUUCGAAACAAAUGUGCCAAAACGUCUUCUCUGCUUUGUCUGUGUUUUGUUCUUCAGUGAGAUUUAAAAGGAAGACACCCCUACUUUAUUAAACCCACAGGGGGAAUUCAGAAGCGUUAAUCCUCACUUUAGUAAAACUCACCAAAGAGAGGUUUGGUACUACACUAGUCAUGUUAACUCAAACCUGCACUUGUAAAACAGCCAUCAUGUUUUCACAUCUUCACAUCACUUCCUGUUCUGUCCUUCGACCAAUGAAACGUGUCGCUUCUGUAACAUGAUUUUAAAAAGGUCAAGUUCUUCCUCUCACUGUCAACAGGGAAAAUGCAUAUCUGGCAAUAAUGACGCUAGUGUUGAAGUAGAGCAGAUCAUUACUGAAUAAUACAGAGUAUUAUGUAUAAUUCCACUUAAAAUUCUGUUUCACAAUAUGACACUGUGGUACUGUCGCAUUAAAGAGCUCUGUGAGAAAAUAAUUAUGAUUUUGUAAUUGUUGCAUUAAUAAAGACUAAAUGAAACAUGA